CAUACAAACACACUCCCUCCCUCCCUCUCUCUCUCUCUCUCUCUCUCUCUCUCCGGUCUCCAUCUCUCUAUCCUUUUCUAUCUAAAAGUUUCAAGGUCUUCAAUUGAUUCAAUUUUUGGGUCUCAAUUUUUCUGGGUAUCUUCGAUUUCACUUCAAGAGUGUCUCAAUUUUUCUGGGCAUCUCUUAAUUUUGUAGAUGAAGCACUUGAUACGAAGAUUGGCUCGGGUUGCCGAUUCGUCGCAGUACAGUCUGCUUCGAUCCGAAUCCCAGACCCGGCGUGGAUCCGACUCUUCGAAAACUGCGGCGGCGGCUAGGAGAGCUGAACAGAUAGUGAGGUCGAGGGCCUCUUCGGCCAGAAGAAUCGGGCGGACGAAGUCGGUCCCGGAGGGUCACGUGCCGGUGUACGUCGGAGACGAGAUGGAGCGGUUCGUGGUGAGUGCGGAGCUGCUGAACCACCCGGUUUUUGUCGGGUUAUUGAACAAAUCGGCUCAGGAAUAUGGGUACGAACAAGAAGGUGUGUUAAGGAUCCCCUGUCACGUGCUGGUGUUCGAGCGAGUCAUGGAAUCGCUCCGACUCGGUCUGGAGUCGCGUGACCUCCAGGAUCUGCUAAGCUCUUGCUACUCUGAUGAGUUAUGAUAUUUACUUUUUCUCGGUAGAACAGUAAAUUAGGCGGGCCGUCGAGGUCUUUUUUGUAAAUACGACCAUUAGCCAUAUAUGGGAAAACAGAGAAGAAGAAGAAGAAGAAGAAGAAGAAAUAGAAUGUUUUAAUUUUGUUUUUGUUUUUUUAAAUAUUAUUGCUGUUUCUGCUAGUUGGUGUAAAGGACUUGCCAAUGCAACUCAGAAGUAAUGUUAAAUUUUUUUUUUCAUACA
Molecule: messenger RNA, 870 nt
Organism: Tripterygium wilfordii
Lineage: Eukaryota; Viridiplantae; Streptophyta; Magnoliopsida; Celastrales; Celastraceae
Product: auxin-responsive protein SAUR71
Exons: 1
Coding region: 196-636 (146 amino acids)
Biological process (GO): response to auxin
Source: RefSeq, a predicted model, not a curated record